Messenger RNA from Daphnia magna, 449 nucleotides. RefSeq lists its product as uncharacterized. The transcript is spliced from 2 exons. Bases 30 to 449 code for a protein of 139 amino acids. Lineage: Eukaryota; Metazoa; Arthropoda; Branchiopoda; Diplostraca; Daphniidae. The record is from RefSeq and is a predicted model, not a curated record.
UGGGCCCAGGUGACGCGUAAUCUGACAACAUGACUGAAAGCCCUGACAAGAAACGAGAUUAUGUUAAGUUCAAUGGGAUCAACUUCCCUCAAUGGAAAUAUGCCGUCAUGUUGAAGCUCAGAAAGAAAAAGUUGGAAGCUAUAGUAUUGGGCACUGAAACAAAACCCACUCAGGAAACAUUAGAAUUGGUAGUAGACGAUGUGACUUCAAUCGUAGUAACAAACCAAGCAAUUAUUGAUGCAUGGAUGGAGAGAGAUGUUGAUGCUUGCUCGAUAAUCUUUUACAACAUUGAGCCAACCUACCAAACUUCCAUUGAAGGCUCCACCACUGCACAUGAGAUGUGGACUAGAUUAACUCUACAGUACGCUGAAGUCUCUGUUGCUAAUGCAUCUCUAUUACUUGGCAAAUUUCAUCAAUAUAAAAUGGACCCUGGUAUUCAAAAUAAUUAA